Asterias rubens (European starfish) is the source of this 1691-nucleotide messenger RNA. Its product is annotated as gamma-secretase subunit PEN-2-like. The coding region runs from base 234 to 539 and encodes 101 amino acids. Gene Ontology annotation, cellular component: gamma-secretase complex. The record is from RefSeq and is a predicted model, not a curated record. The transcript is spliced from 4 exons. Gene Ontology annotation, biological process: Notch receptor processing. NCBI's taxonomy places the organism in Eukaryota, Metazoa, Echinodermata, Asteroidea, Forcipulatida, Asteriidae.
UAUUUCCAGUUCCGGUUUCUGAGGCAGUGUCGGCUUUAUUUGUUUCUAGUUCUUUCCUUAUUAUUGUGAUGACAAUGAGACUGUUUUUAAGUGUAGUUUUGUGAAUAAGCUCUACGAAUUAUACUCUGGGAUAGCUAGAAAACCGCAAAUAAACACAACAAGUUUCCUCAGUCUUUGUUUUGGUCCUCGAGACUGUGUUUCGUGGUUUCAUCUUCAUCUACAACAAGUCAGCAAUGAAUCUGGAGAAGCUUUCAGAUGUCGACAAGUUGGGGUUGUGUCGCAAAUAUUACAUCGGUGGUUUCUUCUUGCUGCCUUUCUUGUGGUUCAUCAACUUUGUUUGGUUCUUCAAGGAAGCGUUUAUAAGACCAGCAUUCGAUGAGCAGAAACAAAUGAAAAAAUAUUUAAUCAGAUCGUGCAUUGGGUCCGUGAUAUGGACGGCCGCUCUGAUCACUUGGAUAACGUUGUUCCAGCUCAAUCGAUCCAGGUGGGGUGCUACAGCGGAUAGCAUUUCCUUCAUCGUCCCACAAGGAAUUCCCUAGGGUCUGGGUUUGGGUGGGUUGUCUAAGGAGUUGGGUGGGUUGGGGUGUCACAGCGGAUAGCAUAUAUUCUUCAUCGUCCCUCAAGGAAUUCCUUAGGAUCUUGGUUCGGGUGGGUUGUCUAAGGAGUUGGGUGGGUUUGGGGUGUCACAAUGGAUAGCAUAUAUUCUUCAUCGUCCCUCAAGGAAUUCCUUAGGAUCUGGGUUUGGGUGGGUUGUGUAAGGAGUUGGGUGGGUUGUGCUGUGUAAAGAAGUGGGUGGGAUGGGUUAAGGAAUUCCCUAGGAUCUGGGCUUAGGUGGGUUGUGUAAGGAGUUGGGUGGGAUGGGUUGGGGUGCCCCAUCGGAUAGCGUAUCCUUCAUCGUCCCACAAGGAGUUCCCUAGGAUCUGGGCUAGGGUGAGUUGUGUAAGGAGUUGGGUGGGGUGGGGUGCACUAGCAGGUAGCUUAUCGUCCCUCAAGGAAUUCCCUAGGAUCUGGGCUUAGGUGGCUUGAGAGGAGUCCAGGUGAGUUGGGGUGUAAGGAAGUGGGUCGGAUGGGUGUGUGUAAGGAGUUGGGAGGGAUGGGUUUGGGUGCCACAGCGGACAGCAUAUCCUUCAUUAUCUCUCAAGGAAUUCCAUAGGAUCUGGGCUGGGGUGGGUUGGAGAUGAGUCAAGGUGGGUUGGGGGUGUACUGUAAGAAAGUGGUUUGGAUGGGUUGUGUGUAAGGAGUUAGGAGGGAUGGGUUGGGGGUGCCACAGCGAACAGCAUAUCCUUUAUUAUCUCUCGAGGAAUUCCAUAGGAGCUGGGGUGGGUUGGAGAGGAGUCAAGGUGGGUUGGGGGUGUACUGUAAGAAAGUGGUUUGGAUGGGUUGUGUGUAAGGAGUUAGGAGGGAUGGGUUGGGGGUGCCACAGCGGACAGCAUAUCCUUUAUUAUCUCUCGAGGAAUUCCAUAGGAGCUGGGGUGGGUUGGAGAGGAGUCAAGGUGGGUUGGGGGUGUACUGUAAGGAAGUGGUUUGGAUGGGUUGUGUGUAAGGAGUUGGGAGGGAUGGGUUGGGGUGCCACAGCGGACAGCAUAUCCUUCAUUAUCUCUCGAGGAAUUCCAUAUUAUCUGGGCUGGGGUUGUGUAAGGAGUCCAGGUGGAUUGCUGCUCUCCAGUAAAUUGUUGAAGGGGGGGGGGGGG